AUGGCACCUGCCGAACCCGAAGAGGAGUCGCUGGACCAAGAGAUCCUCGACGCAUCUAUCGACGAAAUUCAAACACGUACACGUCUGCUUGAGAACGACGUCAAGGUGAUGCGCUCCGAACACAUGCGUCUGAUGCACGAACAGUCAUCUAAGCGCGACAUGAUCAAGGACAACUCGGACAAGAUCAAGCAGAACAAGAUGCUUCCAUACCUGGUCGGCAACGUCGUCGAGAUCCUCGACAUUGAUCCGGACAUCGAUGAGGAGUCCGAGGAAGGUGCCAAUGUAGAUCUGGAUGCGAGGAGGAAGGGCAAGUGUGCCGUGAUCAAGACGAGCACACGCCAAACGAUCUUUCUACCCCUGAUCGGUCUGGUGCCCGCGGAAGAGCUACGUCCAGGUGACUUGAUUGGUGUCAACAAGGAUAGCUAUUUGGUGCUUGACAAGCUGCCCGCUGAAUAUGACUCGCGCGUCAAGGCAAUGGAGGUCGAUGAGAGACCUACCGAAACCUACACCGACAUUGGAGGUCUGGACAAGCAAAUCGAAGAGUUGGUCGAGGCGAUCGUGCUACCUAUGCAGCAAGAGCAGAAAUUCAAAAAUUUGGGUAUUCGACCACCCAAGGGUGCACUCAUGUACGGUCCGCCUGGUACAGGCAAGACGCUUCUAGCGCGUGCAUGUGCAGCUCAGACGAACGCAUGCUACCUGAAACUCGCCGGACCAUCGCUGGUGCAGAUGUUCAUCGGUGACGGUGCCAAGCUCGUACGCGAUGCGUUUGAAUUGGCCAAAGAAAAAGCGCCCGCGAUCAUCUUUAUCGACGAGCUGGACGCGAUAGGAACCAAACGAUUCGACUCGGACAAAUCGGGUGAUCGCGAAGUACAGCGAACCAUGCUGGAACUGCUCAACCAGCUCGAUGGAUUCUCGUCGGACGAACGCAUCAAGGUGAUCGCUGCUACCAAUCGAAUCGACAUCUUGGACCCCGCACUCCUGCGUUCAGGCCGAUUGGAUCGCAAAAUCGAGUUCCCCUUGCCGAACGAAGAGGCGCGCGCCAGAAUUAUGGAGAUCCACAGCAGGAAGAUGGCCGUCGGCCCUAACGUCAACUUUGAGGAACUGGCUAGGUCAACAGACGAGAUGAAUGGCGCUCAGUUGAAGGCGGUCUGCGUCGAGGCAGGUAUGAUUGCUUUGAGGGAGGGUGCAACCAUUUUGGAUCACGAGCACUUCCAUGGUGGAAUCCAGGAGGUCCAGGCUAAGAAGAAGAACGACCAGUUCUACUUUUCCUAA
Molecule: messenger RNA, 1272 nt
Organism: Mycosarcoma maydis (corn smut)
Lineage: Eukaryota; Fungi; Basidiomycota; Ustilaginomycetes; Ustilaginales
Product: putative proteasome regulatory particle base subunit RPT5
Exons: 1
Coding region: 1-1272 (423 amino acids)
Biological process (GO): proteasome-mediated ubiquitin-dependent protein catabolic process
Cellular component (GO): proteasome regulatory particle, base subcomplex
Molecular function (GO): ATP hydrolysis activity; proteasome-activating activity; ATP binding
Source: RefSeq, a predicted model, not a curated record